Molecule: messenger RNA, 5616 nt
Organism: Helobdella robusta
Lineage: Eukaryota; Metazoa; Annelida; Clitellata; Rhynchobdellida; Glossiphoniidae
Exons: 6
Coding region: 1-4812 (1603 amino acids)
Biological process (GO): positive regulation of nuclear-transcribed mRNA poly(A) tail shortening; miRNA-mediated post-transcriptional gene silencing
Cellular component (GO): P-body; nucleoplasm
Source: RefSeq, a predicted model, not a curated record
AUGUGGUCGGCUGGCGUUGAUAUUAAUAAACAGAAUGUUGACAAUUCCAAAUGGGGGACAGGUCUUUCAUCAUCAACUGCUACUGACACUGAUUUGUGGCGUCCUAACAAUUCCAUGACAUCCGGUUCUGGUUGGGGUUCCGUCAAUCAAAGUCCUGUCCCAAAUGCAGGGACAGAAGGAUGGAGUAGUUCCUUGCACAGCCAAACUAGCAACAACCUGUCAGUUCUACCUCAAAAUGACAACCGAUUAAAUUUUGGAGGCUUUCAAUCAAAUAAUUUAGCAAGCACUCAACCAUCACCACCAGCAGCAGCUCAACAGCAGCAAGCAGUAGCAGCAGCUGGAUCAUGGAGUAGCACAGCUAUGGGACCAGCUGGUGCUUGGAGCAGAGGCAAUCCCAUGUCCAAUCAGGUUGCUUCAUCAUCGUCGUCAUCAUCUACUAGUAAUCAAACACUUGCAUUAGGUGGUGGUGGUGGUGGUGGACCCAGCUCAUGGGCUGAAGCUGUGGCCAGCAAACAGUCGAGCAAUAAUUCCAACAAUGGUGGUUCUACCGCUGCUGCCAAUGUUGUCAACAUAUCAAGUUCAUCUGCUUCUAAUCAAUCAACAGUAUCAUCAUCUUCAGCUCAAGCAACAUCUAAUAACAACAUUGAUUCAAUUGCACAAAUGAAAAAGACCCAAGAAGAAAUGAUUGCCAGGGCCAUUAAUAGCAACGAGGGUUGGGGCAAGACUGUUAUUCGACAGGACACUGCAUGGAUCAUAGAUGACCCGGCCCCGGCUAUUUCCAACGAAUCCUCAUUUAAAGACUCUCACUCAGAAUCUGAACAUCAGACCACAACUGCCCUCACAGCCAAGCAGAUCAUCACAGGCACAGCUAUAUGGGAAAAUCUCAAAACUAAUCAGAAACCUGCAGAAAUCCCAACUAUUGCCACAACGACGACAACGACAACGUUAUCCUCAUCAACAUCAUCUACCGCCACGAGCUGGGAUCCAAACAACAAAAUGAGCAGCUCCAACAUUCCUACAGCAUUAAACAGUAGCCAGGAUGUAUUACCUCAGCCAUCGACUUUCAGACCAGUGAACCUUGACAUUAAAUCUAAUGUAUGGCCUUCUCAACCGACGACAACAGCCAACGUCAACCUGUCAACAUCUAAUCUAAACAACUGGGGCUCCAACAUUCUGCCAGAUGCACCAUGGACUGAUGGUUCUGCAACUGCUCCACCUCAAGUCAAAAAAGAUGAAGAAAGAUCUCCCUGGGGCCUAGCAGGAUCGAGUGAAAUUGGCUCAAAAUCAACAUCAGAUUUAGGUAUUAGUUGCUGGGAAAGACCAAACAUCCCAUUACAUCGUAGCUCAUCAACUGGCAGUUGGAUGGAGGAGACAUCCAAUCCGAGUUUAGACAUCACAGGCACGAAGGCCUGGGGUGAGGACAAAUCAGGAUCUCAAUCAAUAUUGAAUGAAAUUGACGAUGGCACAUCUCUCUGGGGAGAUAAGUUGCAACAUCCUGUCGAUGGUUGGAGGCAGGGUUCAGCUAUUAUGCCUGCCAAUAAAAAUAUGAAUGCACCCAGCAUGAGGAAGUCAGACAGCGAUGUCUUCACUACUUCUAAUCCACCUAAUAAUCCACUUGCACUCAAGUUAGGCGGAUAUUCUGUGGGACCAUUGGAUGACCUUUCUCGACCAUGGAACCAAAAUGUGCCUCUUUGCAGAACAUCAGAAAGCAGUAGCAGUAGUGGCAGCAACUCAACAACGGCCUGGGGCUCACUUGAAAACAACAACAACUGGAUGAGUUUGCUGGCUGCUCAAAACAACAACAACAACACUAACAAUAACAACGCCAAUAAUAACAAUAAUAUUGGGGUGCCUAGGCUAAAAACGCCAUCUCUAUCUAACUGGACUGAAAAUGCUGAUUGGUCCAAUAGAAUGGCUACAAGCCUAAUGAAGGCCAACAUGCGAACUCCAUCUUUACACGACCUCGCCUCCUCUUCUGUUUCCUCCUCCUCUUCCUCUUCAUCAACAUCUCGUUUCAAUCCUCAUCACCCUCUUCCCCAUCCUCUGCACGGUGGCCAUCACCCAACUGCCGGGGCUGGGGCAAUUAGACCGACCAUCGACAACGACGGCAUCAUCAACAAUAUCGACAAUCCCUUGGACCUGUUCAAUCUGCCUAAUCUACAGUCACUCAAUCUGGGCGCUUCUAUAAAUAACUCUGCUAAUAAUAUCAACAACAAUAACAACAACACUAAUCUGAAUAGUGUUAAUAAUGGCAGUAAUAAUAGUAAUAAUAAUAAUAACAGCAGUAAUAAUAUUAGUAACAACAUGAAUGCAGUCGCAUCUAAUCUCAUUGGCCAUCUGAGAGGAGCUGUUAAUGCUGGUGCCAACAGCAUUAAUAAUAAUAAUAAUAACAAUAAUGCCAACGUCAAUGGUGGUAAUAAUGUUAAUAAUAAUAAUAAUGCUAAUGCUGUUUUGAACCCAUUUGUUUCUAGUCUUGAGAUGAAUUCCUUGCAGGCGAGCAAUCCAAUGAUGGCGCAACUGCAGCAGUGCAACAAACCACCUCCUCCCAUUGGCUCUCAACUGAACAACAGCAGCAGCAGCAGCAUGCCUUUAACAUCACUACUUCCACCACAGCAGCAACAAUUCAUGCAUCAUCUUCUGCAGAGCGUCCAGAGCGCCGUGCAGUUGAAUCUGAUUCCUGCCCAGAUUGUCAACCAGCACACCAUCACCAACUCGACAUUCAUCACCAUGGUGCAGGGUCUGCUGAAGCUACACGAAGCCUACCAGAAGCUAGUGCUCCAGUCAAUGCAGCAAGUUCCUCCGCCGACUCACUCAACACACGGUGGCAUGUUACAACAGCAGCGACAGAUUGAGAGUACCAUGAAUGUCCUGCAGCAGAGGAUCGAGACACUGAAGCAGCAGAUACUGCAAAUGGCUGCCACGGCUAACAUUUCAUCUAUCUCAUCUCCAUCUACGCCUAAUUUAGCAUCUGUUCUCGGGGGACCACCUCAGCAAGCGCUGCUACCAUCUACAGCUGGGUCCAGACUUAUUAAUCAGUGGAAAGUAUCAGAAAAUAAUAGUAGUAGUAAUAAUAGUAGUAGCAUUAGUAGUGCAACUAACGAUGCUAGAAAGCAUUCCUCAGCCAUGCCAUCAGAUGCUAGUGAUAUGAGUUCGCUAGCAUCUUCAUCGGGGGCUAAUUUUUCAUCAUCAUCAUUGGCAACUUGGAUGCCAACUUCGUCAUCAACAACUUCAUGGCUUGAAUCAACAUCAGGGGAUCAAAAAUCGACAAUCACACCAACAACUGUUGCCAACUUGACAUCUGCAACAGUCUCCAGCAGCACAACGUCUUCAUCGUCCUCAUCUUCCACUAAUCAGUCAUCUAACGUGAAUGAACUCUCUGCAGCAGCAAUUCCCAUGCUGGAUAUUGAAGAGUUUGUACCAGGGAAGCCGUGGCAAGGUCCAGGAACGAAAAACAUUGAAGACGAUCCUUACAUCACGCCAGGCAGCAUCAUUAAUUCAUUGUCCACUCUUAAAGAUACAUCAUCUCAUAAGAUAUCAUCAUCUUCAUCCUCUUCGUCGUCGUCGUCGUUGGCGGCAUCGACUGCUAACUUCACAAACAGCAUUAACAACAACAACAUCAAUAAGAAUGCAACUAGUCUCUCAACAGUCCUGAGUUUAACCACGGCAUCAAACCUAUCGUCAUCGAUGUCGUCGUCUUUAUUUUUUACACCGCCAUCUUUCGGCCAGCCUGUGGCUCAGCCUUCGUUUCCUACUUCCAAGUUAGGAAAUCAGUGGAACGUUUCGGACAUGAGGAUUCCUCCGCCACUCUCAUCCAAUGAUCUCUGGCCUUCCUCUUCUUCUUCCUCUGCAUCUGCGUCCUCAUUUUCGAUCAACAGCAACAACAACAAGCAGACUGCACUGAACAACAACAACAGCACUCAUAAUUGGAACAACAUCAACAGAAGCAUCUCAUGGGCCUCUGGAGACAGGGUGGAUGUUGGCACCUCCUCCUCCAUGGCUCCUCUACCUGCUGGACACCUGCCGAACAACUGGCCAAUGUCAAAUGGUCCGUCCAGCUGGCUACUUAUCAAGGGCAUUCCACAGCUCGAACCGACGACUCUGCAGAACUUAUGCCUUCAGAAUGGAGCCAGCAGCACUCUUCCUAACUUUUUCCCCGGGCAGUUGCUCGCCUGUUUUCCAAGGAUUGAGGACUCUAUUAAAGUUCUGAGGCAGCUGAAUGGCAUUAGGAUCGGAGCGAACUGCGUGAAAGCUGACUACAUCACCGACUCUGACGUCACACUGCUUCUCUCCAGGAUGCACCAGCUGACAAACACCAACGGAUUAGGAGGACUGGGGGGAGCUGUAUCGGCUGCUCUGAUUGGCGGAGGGGCAGGUCUGUUGGGAGGAGUCAUGCCACCCAGCAACAACAGCAGCAACGGCAGCAGCAGCAACCACAACAUGCCUCCAUUUUUAAAUAAAAUGCCCAUGCCUGGAAGCGAUGGUUUUUCAUUUUUGGGAAUGGGAAUGCGUGGAGGGGGCGUGGUUCAUCCGCCUACUCACCCGCCUCCUUCUCUUCAUCAUCACCAUCAUCAGUGGAACCAGCAGCAGCCACAGGCAGGUGCAGGGUUGGUAGGAAACAUGAGUGCUGGGAUGAUAGCUGCAGGUGUUUCAGGCUCGACGUCAUCUUGGAGCAGCAGCAUCAGCGCUAGCACUAAUCAGAUCGGCGGUCCAUCCUCUUCCUCUUCGUCGUCAUCUUUCUGGGGACCAACUACUGUUGUUGACGAUCACGAUCAUAAUAUCUUUCUGCCCGGAGAUUUGCUGGGUGGUCAGUGACGGCGACUGUGGUCAUUGGUGGCGACUGUGGUCAGUGGUGGUGAUGAUGCGGUCGUUAGGUAGAUAUUUUACGCGAGCAUUUACCUUAAAUUCGAUAUGAAUAUCACUUGUACCCUGUGUUGAAAUUAACGUGAAAUUAUAAAUGGCAGAAUAUAUUUUUGUUCCUAUCAUUAUCAAUUUUGUUCCUAUUUGCUACGUGCGCAUGCAUGUCUGUGUGUUUUUACAUAACUUUCAAUUUUAUUCUCGUAUGAGCAUACAGCCUAAUUAUUUGUUAAUUAUCCAAUUAAUUAUAAUGAUACUAAUGAUUGUGCGUUCCAAUUCGGCAAUGAUUCAUCUUCACCGAACUCAUUUCAUCGCCGGGUGCAUAUAUUUCAUUAUGUUGUAAUCGUUUGAAAUCCUCUCUCCCUAUCUACGUAAGGAUUAUCUCUCCAUUUUUAUAUAUUAUCUUUUAAUUACUACUACUACUACUACUGCUACUACAUUAUCAUCAUCAUCUUCAUCCCUUGCUUUGUUUUCUUGUUUUGGUAAGCGUUUCAAAUCGUUAGAUAUUUUUAUUAUAAACAUUAUGUAUGAACACGCGCACGCACACACAUAUUUAUAUAUCUGAUAAUUUAAAUUGAUUUCAAGAUCCUGAUGUCAUUUUUUCAUUGUUGUUUAUUUUGUUGUCAAUGAUUUUUAAUAAUAUUUUUCGUUAAUUUGUUUAAUUUUGUAUCUUUGUUGCAUCGAAGAUGAAUCGAAUGUGAAUUUUUAUGGACGUAGUUGUUAUUUAUAUUUUUAAUAAAACUGUUACAGAUUUGAUUGUAA